GCGCGCUACCACGCAUGCGCAUACAUUGGGUAUUUGAAGAACAGGAAACAAACCUUUCAACAGCGUAAAGAAACGUGAAAAUUGUGAACGCUGCCGAAACAUCAGAAUACAUCGGCAGAUAACAGAGAUAGAAACAGCAACGAAAAGUAGUUUUCAAGUGAAGUAAUAGUGCUGCUGAGAAACAAUUUGUUUGGCUAGCCUGGGUGCGAGGCAAGGGUUGUGUUUGAAUCUCCGACUCGAGGGAGGCGCCCUCCUUUUAGCUUGUGUAUGUUGAACAUUUUAUCUUUUUAACUUUUACACCUUUUGGGGAAUCUGCUUGAAGAUGGGGUGUACUCUGAGCACGGGUGAUAAGGCGGCGCAGGAGCGCAGUAAAAUAAUCGACAGGAAUUUACGGGACGACGGGGAAAAAGCAGCACGGGAAGUCAAGCUGCUUCUGCUCGGUGCUGGGGAGUCAGGGAAGAGUACCAUUGUCAAACAGAUGAAGAUCAUCCAUGAGGCGGGCUAUUCAGAGGAGGAGUGUAAGCAGUACAAGGCAGUGGUGUACAGCAACACCAUCCAGUCCAUCAUCGCCAUCAUCAGAGCCAUGGGGCGCCUCAAGAUAGACUUCGCUGAAGCAGCCAGAGCGGAUGAUGCUCGUCAGCUGUUUGUGCUGGCGGGAUCGGCAGAGGAGGGCUUCAUGACCGGUGAGCUGGCCGGAGUCAUCCAGCGCCUCUGGAAGGACGGGGGUGUCCAGGCCUGCUUCGGCCGCUCACGAGAGUACCAGCUCAACGACUCCGCCGCCUAUUAUCUGAAUGACCUGGACAGGAUAGCCCACGGAGCGUAUGUGCCCACGCAGCAAGACGUGCUGAGGACCAGGGUGAAGACCACCGGCAUCGUGGAGACUCAUUUCACCUUCAAAGACCUCCACUUCAAAAUGUUUGACGUGGGGGGUCAGAGGUCUGAGAGGAAGAAGUGGAUACACUGCUUUGAGGGAGUCACCGCCAUCAUCUUCUGUGUGGCGCUCAGUGACUACGACCUUGUGCUGGCCGAGGAUGAGGAGAUGAACCGAAUGCAUGAGAGCAUGAAGCUAUUUGACUCAAUCUGCAACAACAAGUGGUUCACAGACACCUCCAUCAUACUCUUCCUCAACAAGAAGGAUCUGUUUGAGGAGAAGAUCCAAAAGAGUCCUCUCACUAUCUGUUACCCGGAGUAUGCAGGCUCCAACACGUACGAGGAGGCAGCAGCCUACAUCCAGUGUCAGUUUGAGGACCUGAACAAGAGGAAGGACACCAAGGAGAUCUACACCCACUUCACUUGCGCCACCGACACCAAGAAUGUGCAGUUUGUCUUCGACGCAGUCACUGAUGUCAUCAUCAAGAACAACCUGAAGGACUGUGGCCUCUUCUAGGGCAGUGUGGUGGCCAGCGUGUGUUCAGUGACCAUUUUCUUUGGGAUGUCUGGCUGGAGGGGGUUGGAUCAUGGACACUUUGUAGAGAACUUCACUUUUAACCUCUUAACUUCAAACUCCGUUUUUAAAAUGCCAUGUAGAAAAAUGUUUGUGUAAAAUAUUUGUACAACUGUCACUAUGGCUGGAGAUUUUCACUGUUUUUAAGAUUUUGUUUUAACUGGUCAAGUUAUUUAAAGGAUGGAGGGGGGACUUUGCAUUUGUUUCUUCUAGGAAAGGAAUGGACCCAUUUUUCUGUUUAGGUACUUGCGCCUUUGCAUGCCUUAGUUCCAGUUUUUUGGGCUAGAUGGUAGAUGUUAUAAUUAAACCCCCCCUCCCCUCCAAAAAAAACAUCUCAAUAUUUUGUUUCUGUGACUGAUGGCUUCUGAGAAUUAGUGUCCAUGGAAAUAAUGAAAUAGACCAACUUGCUCUUGAUAGACCAAUUCACACUGACACUGUGAGCGUUGUAUGACUGUGUGAGUGCCUUUGCUGCAUCACUGUUUGCUUGUGUGAGUGCGUGCAGCUGUGUGACUUAGUGUGCAUGAAUGUGUGUGGACAUACAGAAUCAGUGAAGUUUUGACACCUACUCAUUCAAGGGGUUUUAUUUUAUUUUUACUAUAUUCUACAUUGUAGCAUAAUAGUGAUGACAUCAAAACAAUGAAAUAACAUAUGGAAUCAUGUAGUAACUAAAUGUGAAUCAAUCUAUUUAAAAAUGUUUGUUUCUUUGAAGUAGCUACCCUUUGCCUUGACAGCUUUGCAUUCUUUCAACUUGGUUCACCUGGUGUGCUUUUCCAACAGUCAUGAGUUCCCACAUGCUGGACACUUGUUGGCUGCUUUCAUUCACUCUGCGGUCCAACUCAUCCCAAACCAUCUCAUUUGGGUUGAGGUCAGGUGAUUGUGGAGGCCAGAUCAUCUGAUACAUCACUCGCCUUAGUUAAAUAUCCCUUACACAGCCUGGAGAUGUGUUGGGUCAUUGUCCUGUGGAAAAACAAAUGAUAGUACCACUAAGUGCAAACCAGAUGGGAUUGUGUAUUGCUGUGAUAGCCAUGAUGGUUAAGUGUGCCCUGAAUGAUAAAGCAAAGUCCUAUCACCCCACCACCUCAAUGCUUCAUGGUAGGACCCAUGCAUGCAGAGCUCAUCAGUUCACCAACUCUGUAUCUCACGAAGACACGGUGGUUGGAAAGCAAAAAUCUCAAAUUUGAACUCCACCGGUCUAAUGUCCAUUGCUCAUGUUUUUGGACCAAGCAAGUCUUUUCUUAUUGGUGUCGUCUUUAGUAGUAGUAGUAGAACAGUUGAUGUCUGUUACUUGAACUCUGAAGCAUUUAUUUGGGCUGCAAUUUCUGAGGCUGGUAACUCUGACUCUUCCUUUCCUGUUGCGGUCCUCAUGAGAGCCAGUUUCAUCACAGCGCUUGAUGGUUUUUGCGCCUGCACUUGAAGAAACAUUCAAAGUUCUUAAUUUUCUGCAUUGACUGACCAUGUAUGCUGUAAGAUAUUGAACUGUCGUUUCUCUUUGCUUAUUUGAGCUAUUCUUGCCAUAAUAUGGACUUGGUCGGACUAUCUUCUGUAUACCAACCCUAGUCACAACACAACUGAUUGUCUCCAACGCGUUAGGGAAAGAAAUUCCACAAAUCUACUUCUAACAAGGCACACCUGUUAAUUAAAAUGCAUUCCAGGUGACUACCUCAAGAAGCUGGUUGAGAGAAUGCCAAGAGUGCAAAGCUGUCAAGGCAAAGGGUGGCUGCUUUGAAGAAUCUCUAACUUUCUUCGUUACGACAUGAUUCCAUGUGUUAUUUCAUAGUUUUGAUGUCUUCACUUAUUCUACAGUGUAGGAAACAGUAAAAAUAAACCCUUGAAUUAGUAGGUAUCAACUUUUGACUUGUACUGUAAGUACAAAGGGACUUUCUUACUUUUACUUGUCAUCCUCUCUGUCUGGUUUCUGGAAAAGUGACCAAAAAGGCAACUUAAAAUGUAAUUUGACGUCACAUCGUUGAGGUGAUGUUGUGGGCGGUAACAUUCCUACACCAAAUCAUUUUAAAGAAACUUUGAAAAGAGGAUGACAACUACAGCAUUGUAGCAGACAGGAUCAUAGAUAUAAAGUGCAAAGGGAGGUGGAUGGGUGGGAGUGCACUGUUAUGAUGACAAAGACGAUAUGAUUCGUAAUGGUUUCAGGUUACAUAUCUGCCCCCACCCCUCAGUUUCCAUUGGAUGGGGACGUUAGUGAACUAAUUUCCAUAAUUUUGCUAAUAAAUAGUUGCUGUGGUGAAACCACAGCAUCCUUCACAAUGAU
This is a messenger RNA of Oncorhynchus kisutch (coho salmon), 3710 nucleotides long. Its product is annotated as guanine nucleotide-binding protein G(i) subunit alpha-1. Gene Ontology annotation, biological process: adenylate cyclase-modulating G protein-coupled receptor signaling pathway. Gene Ontology annotation, molecular function: G-protein beta/gamma-subunit complex binding; GTP binding; G protein-coupled serotonin receptor binding. The coding region runs from base 323 to 1387 and encodes 354 amino acids. Lineage: Eukaryota; Metazoa; Chordata; Actinopteri; Salmoniformes; Salmonidae. Gene Ontology annotation, cellular component: cytoplasm; heterotrimeric G-protein complex. The record is from RefSeq and is a predicted model, not a curated record. The transcript has 9 exons.